GACGUCGUUCAGUUGAGAAAUUUCAUUUUAAUACGGAGCAUUUUAGUUACAAAUCGAUUUCAUAAGGUUUGGAAGUGUUUUACGGUGUUGUUUGUUGAAACAAAACGUUUAUGUAUAAUUCAAAAUAGUAGAGUAAACACGGAACAAAUAUUGUUAAUUUCGGUAAUAUUAAAUACGUGCAAAGAGACAACGAACGGCUUCAAACCAAACAAUUCUUUUAGGGUUAAAAGGAGGAAGAAGAAGAAGAAUUUAAAAAUUGAAGCGCCUAAAAUAACGUGUGUGCGUUUUCGUGUGUGCGCUGUGCUGUGCUGUGCUGCUGCAUAUUGUGUGUGAGGAGGCGGAGGUGGCUUCUAUUUGUUUGACCAUGAAUUUCUACAGCCUUAUUUUUAAUUACUAAAACGGAAACGAAGGAUUUUAACUAAAAGACACGAAAUCAAAAUAAAGACAGACACAAUGUUAAUAUGCAUUUUUGAUAACAUUCCUUGAAAACUACACAACUAUACCUCAAUUAGGGGUUAAAGAAGAGACCAAAACUGAGAAUAUCCGGGACAUAUCCAAAAGUAUACCAAAUAACAAAAACAAAAUACACAAAACUAACUAAGAAAAACAAACAAGCAACAAAAAACUAAAUAUUUAUUGCCGAGCCAAAGCAGUUCAAAUAUAUUUUUAACCUCAUGAAUUUUACCACAGUCGCAAAUCCACUUAUCAAUUCAAAAAUCAUGGAGUGGACCAAUGAUGAUGCAUUAGAAUUAAUAGAACAAUACCGUUGCCAUACAGAACUAUGGAAUCGCGCCGAUCCAAAGUACAAAGAUAAAUUAUGCCGUUUUCGUGCAUGGUCUGAGAUAGCCGAACGUUUUGGCUGUAGUAAGGCUGAGGUGGAGCGUAAGAUGAACGUACUCCUCACACAAUAUCGCCGAGAGAAACAUAAAAUGUUAUUAAAAUUAUAUCAGGGUAUACAGCCGAAUCCAUCCAAAUGGUAUGCAUUCAAAAGGUUUGAUUUCAUGGAAGCUGGUGGUGGGAGUGGUGGAGGUAGUGGCAGUAGUAGUGGUGGUGGUGUUAUUAUGAAUAGCGGCACAAAUGGACAUACAACAGUAGCAGCAGCAGCGGCAGCAUUGAAUGGUCUUGGUGGUUUUGAUACAACAGCAGGUGGUACGACCAUUGGUGCAACAGCACUUUCACAUCAUCGACGUAUGAAGAGCAAGGAAAUGAAGUAUUUUGGUGCGAUGGGCCUAAAUUUGCCGAUGCUGAUUGCAAAUACCCAAACAUUGGAUACAUGGAAUUCGGUUGGACAAUUUUCACCGCCUAUUGGUGAACGUGGCCAUCUACGAGUACCAUUACCAAUGCCAUUUUCUGCCUCGCAAAAUGAUAUGAGUGCCGUUGGUGCUGGUACACGUAGUCUAUUCGGUAGUAGCAGUAAUAGUGAUCUCGGUGCCAGUCCGCAGAAACCGAUGGAAACAGCAGAUAUUGAUGAUAAAGAAGACACAAAACAUGAACGUACCUCACCGUCCAAUAUGAUGCAUGAUAGUUCAGUUACUGGUAACGGUAGUGCAAAUACCCUUGGUACUAGAAUAAUUGACAGCAGCACAUUACGUGCUGGCGGUAGUAGUAGUGGCGGUGGAGGCAGCGGUGGUGUUGGUGGUGGUGGCGGCGGUGGUGGAGUAGGUGGCGGUGGAAGUAACGUAACUGGUGGCGGUAGUGGCGCCGAUGGUACAGAAGGUGGUAGUUCUAGUCCUAUACCAAAUACAAAUACGCUUGAGGCCCAUCGUAACCGACAUGAACAACGUGAUCAAGACGAUCUUGAUAUCAAACAAGAACUGGUCGAUUAUUUUCAUGCACCACAUCCGCCAGCGCCGCCCGGUUCACACCAUUCGUACAGUUCGACCGAUGAUAAUCGUUUGGGUGGCGGUGGUGCUGAUUCUGAUGAUUUUGCACAAGAUUUACGUGUAAGUGCUGCUGCUGCUGCCGCAGCGAAAAGUUUAGAUUUUAGUCAUUUCGUUCUGCCACGCAGUUUGCGACAUUCAUCGGAAUCAAUCGAUGAGAAAUUUUCACCGCUCAAUAUGCGUAAGCUGAACGUUAAUUCAAGUGCUGCGUCCGCAACGGCCGGUCAAAUGCUCAUGAAUUCAUUGCUUUCGAACGAAAGCAUCUCUGAGGAUACCACAACAAGCGGUCGCCAUGGUGGCAGCGUGAUUGUUGCUGGUGUGGGUGGUGGUGGUGGUGGUGGUCUUGGUAAAAAUGCUUCGCAAGAAGCAACCAACUCAGCAGCUGCUGCUGCAGCCGCUAUAUAUGCUGAAAGUCUGAAUAAGGAUGAUUGCGAUUUUAUCGGUUCAAAUGUAACGCUUAAAUUACGAUCCAUGGAUCGAACACAACGCAUUAUUGCCGAAAAACUUAUAAGCGAAGUACUUUUUUAUGGACAAUUCAAUGAGCUGGAACGCAGUGCACGUAUACAACCCAAGUGACACUUAUUGCCAAAGUUGAGGAAGGGUUACUAAGCAUGUUCUAGAAGAAAAAUCAAAUGGUAUUGCGUUAAUUUUUUUUAUACUUUGUUUUUAAAUUUUAUUUUAAGCAAAAAAAAAAUUAUUUAUUACAAAUUUUAUGAAAUGGUGGAAAUGAAAAGCAGUCAUAUGAAUGUUCCUUUCGUAGAAAUUCUUUUUUUUGUUUUUUUUAAAUUUAACUUUAAAUACCAGGAGUAAAUCACAGGUUUCAACAGGAGCCCAGUCAACGUUCCGCAAAUAUACGACUCUUUUUUGGGACGACUUAAUGGCGACACCUCCUCUAAAAAAAACUAAAAAAGUGAACUUGGUUUGAGGGUUUCCAGAAGACUUACCGCAAUACAAUACGUCGUCAAACAAUCCUAAUACUAUAGGGCUCACUUCUAUAAUCUUUAAAGUGGAAGAGACAUUCUCAACCAAGAUAAAUUUUACACAUUCCUUUAAAGAAGUAACUAUGGCAACUGAUUAAUCGGCAACCAAGUUAAUGCUAGUAGAUGAUCAUUGUUUGAGAUUGAUAAAUAGUAUGUGUUAAUUAUGUGACACCCAAUUAAUGAUUGCUACCUUUUUAGUAAAAGUAAAUGAUGAUAUUUAAUGACACUAGAUUAAGAAGAACUGGUCACUUAACAUCAUACAUUAUUCUGUAUAUACUGAGUUACCGUUAGCUAAACUUUAUUCCAUAUACGACAAUUAUUUUUAUUUACAAAUCUAAUAAGCCUCAUAGCCUAUUGAUGCUCAUUGGCCCAUAAUGUAAUACACUUUAAAUAU
This is a messenger RNA of Teleopsis dalmanni, 3254 nucleotides long. RefSeq lists its product as uncharacterized. Bases 675 to 2456 code for a protein of 593 amino acids. The transcript is spliced from 3 exons. The record is from RefSeq and is a predicted model, not a curated record. Lineage: Eukaryota; Metazoa; Arthropoda; Insecta; Diptera; Diopsidae.